UACUGUAGUGUCAGCUCUCCCAGUCCCAGUCUCCCAGACUCCCACAUAACAAAAUAUUCUCAUAAUUUUAAUCUGCUGUCAUCGCUGUUUCUCUAAUUCCCUGCUACUCUUGAAAUGUGGAGGCUGUCUACUACUUCUCACCAAUGGACCGUGUUAUUGCUGCUGCUGUUCUCCAUCUUAUCAAACCAGUAUCCAUCAGUUACAGGUAAUGAUCUGAUCAUCAGGCAAAGAUUAAGGAGUAAUGAAACCGUCAGUCAAAUUGUGAAAGGUCUAGCGACUUACAUAGUCAAUACAGACUAUUACUUUGACUGCACUUCAGUAACUUACGGUAGCUCUCUUGUAUGGCAGAGAGAUGGGGCUAGCUUAGGAGGAUCACAAAGUACACUUUCUGGUAUGGUUCCAGGCCUUAGAUUCUCUUUCUUUACUCCAGCAAUGGAUAGAGAAGGAAUAUACAUUUGUAGGCACAAUGAUAGUGUCUCAGUUUCUCUAAUGAUAACUACUACUAAUCCAGCAGUACAGUCCAUACAUAAAAACAUCACUGUGUUAGCUGGUAACAAUGCUUCCAUUGAGUUCUAUGCCUCAUCAGAACCAUUCAUCACAUCUACUGACAUAACAUGGUCCUUUAAUAACACUCUAAUUACUACCAGCUCAUCAGCUAAAUAUAAUUUGACUUUCGAUAAUCGAAUAUUAAACAUACAGUCAGUGGAUGCAUCUGAUGAUGGAGACUAUAAUAUAACAGUGAAGGAUAGUGUAUCAGCUACAACGAGACUAAUAGUACUCACCCCUCCUAGCUUCACUGCUCAUCCAUUGACUACACUCAGUCUAACUGAAUGGACUAUGUUUACUUUGAACUGUACAGUAACUGGAUCAGUGGAUAUAAUUAACAUCACUUGGCUUAGAUCCGAUGGAUCAGAACUGCCUGAAGGAAGCAUCAUUUAUACAAUGACAACUGAUCUUGCAAAGUCAUCAAGAUUAACGGUCCCUGAUGCUCGUGUGGCUGACAGUGGAGUGUAUUAUUGUAAUGCUUCGUUUACUGAUGGAACAAAUUCUACAUCAUCAAAUGAAUCUGUUGUAAAUAUUACUGGUGGCAUACGUAAUCUCUAUUUCCCACAAGGGGAUAAUAACAUCUCUAACAUUAUAUCAUCGCUCCUACUCUACACUCCAUCUCCUUCAUUUUACAUACAGUGUCAAGGUACAGGUAAUCUAACAUGGAUCACUUCAAACGACGAACCAGUGCCCUCUGUUUAUACCAGCGUCCCUUACCAGUCGUCGACGGGUAUUUUAAAUUUCACUCACAGCCCGAUGAGUGGAGAGUUGUAUACCUGUGUUUCAGACUCUGGUGCUAAUGGAAGUGUGUUUGUGACCAGUGAUAAUCCAGCUAUAUAUACUCCCAGUUCUACUAUACUAAUAACAAGUUCUACUAAUAGUAUCACUGUUAGUAUUAGAGUCUUUGUUGAUGGUUCAGAUCCUCUGCCAAGCCCUAACAAUAUAACAUGGUACCAUAACGACCAGCUUAUCUCUACCAACAGUACACCAGAUUAUUAUACAUUGGCAUUAAACAACACUGUUCUAGUGAUAACAGGACAAGGGUCCAGUCUUAUAGGCAGCUACACAGCCAGAGUUAUGACUACCAAUGGAGAUAACAGUGUGAUUAUUAAUGUCACUUAUCCAGAUUCCCUCAUUGUUAACAUUGAAGGUCCUCACAUCAUCAGAGAAGGUGCUAAUGCCUCUCUUUAUUGCAAUAUCACUGAUCUCCUACCAAUGAACACUAUAUCAUUGUCAUGGUAUUUCAUUGCCAGUAAUGGCACUGAGACUCUACUGGAGAGUGAAGAGCCUUUAUUAAUGAUUAAUAAUGCUAGACGAGGCUCUUCCGGUCUUUAUAUUUGCUCUGUAACAGAUAAUGUGGGAACUACCAAUCAGUCAAUGCAGCUUCAAAUAAAAUAUCCUCCUACAGCCAAUAUACUAAACAUUACUAGCACUAAUAUAUCACUACCCGAUGGCUCAGUAGGGACAUUAUUCAACUGCACAUCUGAUGGUUUUCCUUCUCCUAACAUUACUUGGACAUAUAAUAAUUCUACAACACUACCAAAUGGGAUUCAUCAAAAUAAAGGAUUACUAAAUUGGACUAGGCCUACCAUGUAUACAGAUGAAGGAGUAUAUGCUUGUGUAUCUGCUAAUGAUGUGGGUCAAUCUGUUGCUGUUAUUAACAUUAGCAUUUAUGCAUCUCCUAACAUAUAUUCAGUAUAUUCUCCACACCCUGGCUACCUGGUCUCCAAUACAAAUCCAAUACAGUUCAACUGCCCAACGAACAACAACUGCAAUAUCAGCUGCAUUGCAAGAGGUUGGCCUAGACCCGCUGUUCAAUGGAAGGAUGGGGAUGGUACAAGAUUACAAUCUCAUACAAUAACAAGUGAAGGUAGCGAUGUCAUCAAAGCUGUUGUUAGUUGGAGUGACACUCCAGGACAGUAUCAUUGUGAAGCUAGUAAUACCUAUGGGUCUAAGAAUAUUACUGUAUCAUUAACAAAUGUUGGUACAACUAUUCCUCCAAUUCCUUUUCCUCCUACUCCUCCGUCAGGAGCCACCAGUGCUAUUAUAAGAUUACAUUUACCUACUGUACAUUGCAGUCAAAACGACUCAGUUAUAACAGAAUUAACUUCUUCUCUAUCUUUCAUCAUUCACUCAUUAUGCAGCAGCUGUAGUUUCGAGCUCGAUAUGAUUACAACAGGUUGCACAGAGAAUCAAUCAACUAUUGCUGUCCUUGAUAUAACCUCUAGCAGCCACCUUUCAUCAACUUACGCUGCCCUGUCUUAUUGGUGGACUCAGAGGCCUACCAUACUAAUAGAUCAAGACCUGCUACCAGUGGCUACUGAUUGUAACUUACUAGUAGAAGGAUCGGACCCAACCUCAUGUACACCAACCCUCAUAAGCAGUCCAACUGUAACGUCUACUCUUAUAAUAACAACUGUAACACCUACUGCCUCACCAACGACAGGGACCAAUACUGGGACUCUAGUUGCUUUUAUUGUCAUCCCAAUCAUCAUUGCACUGCUAUUACUUGUAAUAGUGGUCGGGCUAUACAUCUUCUGUUACUGCUAUAAAAAGAAGAAAGAGAAAUCGAAUCAAGUUGACUGUGAUUUAACAAACUAUAAUUAUGCCAAUGUGGACGGUGAUAAAAUUGAUGGAUCCGGUUUUCAAGAUACAUCGUUCAAUAAAGGCGAGUCUGAAUAUGCCAGUAUCCAGCCAUCCACAGUAAACUCUUUACAAAUAUCAACUAACAAUUCUCCUUCUCAGUCUACCUCAGCUCCUCCCCCUCAAUACGAAGAGUUGAAUGUCAUCGCUCCCUACAGUGAAUUCACUACACUACAGAGACAGCCACCGGCUAGACAUAGUAACACUGCGACUGGCUCUGCUGCUAAAAAUAGUAACGGAGAUGCAUCGCCUACAAAGAGAGUAACGCAAGUACAAGUGAUAGGAUCAUCUACUAAUGUUAAUAGUAAUGAAUAUGAGUCACCGUUUGAACACCAUGAGUAUGCAACUCUCACUGAGUCUAGUGCUACAAUAAAGAGACCCCCUACUGAUAGUAGACUGACAAGAUCAGUCUCUCCUUAUGUAGAGCCUGUCCCUGUACCAUUAAGCAAUGGGCUCUCUCCUUUGGCAUCUUCUCCUUAUACAGAGCCGGUCCCAUCUGCUGAUAAUCUUCAUAGAAUAUCUCCUUAUAUGGAGCCCGUGAGCUCAACCAGUGACGUCAGAGGGUCUCCAGUGUCACCGCCAGUGUCACCUUAUGAAGAACCAUUCAAUGGUGUUAAUGAUUCUACUAUACCACCUCAUAUCGAGCCAUUACCUGGCGAUAAGAGGAACCAGCAGGAUCAACUAGCUAUAUUAGAUUCGUUUGUAGUAAUAGAUAGUCCUGCUAAUGACAGUAAUGAUGUUUCUAGUAAUAGUAAUGAUAUUACUUUACCUACUCCUCCAGCAUGGUAUAACUCUUGUUAUGAAGACAUUGUCACACCUACUGCUGUAGAAAAUAAUUAAUGCUUGUUUUUAUUGUUUAAUUUUUUUGUUUUAUAGUUGCUGUUCUAUGUGCUACUUAAUAUUAAAUUAUGAAAUUAAUUUUAGAAAUUUGACAGAAAA
Molecule: messenger RNA, 4128 nt
Organism: Amphimedon queenslandica
Lineage: Eukaryota; Metazoa; Porifera; Demospongiae; Haplosclerida; Niphatidae
Product: hemicentin-1-like
Exons: 12
Coding region: 115-4029 (1304 amino acids)
Source: RefSeq, a predicted model, not a curated record